AUGGAGACUUCGCUUACGAGAUCAAAGGCCGCCGUCUCUGCUGUGAUCGUGGCCGCUUUGCUCACGGCCUGGCGCGUUUGGCAGGCGGGGAGCCGUCGGCGCCGCCGCCGCAGCUGGCGGACUACUGACAACACCGCCAGGGUGCUUCUCCUUACAGCUAGCGAUAACGGAAAGGUGCUUGACCUGCGAGAUGAGACCAGCUUCGGUAAAGCGCACAUCCGCGGGUCGCACAACAUUCCCGUGGGGUCUCUGUGGAAGGAAAACCGAUGGUACGAGCUUCCAGAGCAACACGAGCCGCUGGUCGUGCUCCUCCCGGAAGAGGGGGCCCCGUGGAAUGCUUUGACGAGCGAGGCUCUCGCGGAGGAGAUCACGGGGCGCAGGGCCGAGGGGGCCACCGCGACUCUCGUGUUCGACCAGGAGAUGCUAACGACGGCGAGGGAGAGCGGGCUCUUGCUUGAGGAGGGGGAGGAGGGGAGGGAGUCGUGGUCGGAGAAAGGUGGGACAGCAGCAGUGCUUGCGUCGAGGCCGUCGCAAUCGGCACCUUCGACCCUGUUCACCCCGUCCCCUUUCCUGACAAGAGCGGUGGCGGUGAUCGAGCCCCACUUGAGGCACGCGUGGCUCCCACUUACCUGCAUCGAUAUCGGCUGCGGAGCAGGGAGGGAUGCCGUCUGGUUGGCCAAGAGGGGCUGGCGGGUGACGGCGAUGGACUGCUGGAACCAGGCGCUGCAGAAGGCGGCCCAGCUAGCGCGAAGGAACGGCGUCUCAGAAAGGGUCGAAGUUUUGCGAGGGAAGGUGAAGCACACGGGCGAGAUACAUGUGUCGGUGCGGGCCGAGGAAGCUCGCGAUACGGCGGCGGCGGCGGCGGCGGCGAAGGAGGAGGCGGUUGAUGGCGGGGGCGGGGGCGGGGACGGGGGCGGGGACGGGGACGGAGCGGCGGGUGGUGCAGGUUCGGAGGGAGGAGAGCUGAUAAUCCGCCCUUCGACACCCGCGUCGGAGUAUGGCACGUACGCUCUCGUGGUGGCGAUACGAUUCUUAGAGCGCAGCGCUUUCGACACCCUUGUCAGGCUGGUGGACCCCCGCGGCGGUUACGUUCUUCUCUCGACGUUUAUUGAGGAGGAGAGAGAGACGCCGCGAGCAUUAGGCGGUGCCGUUGGUGGUAGCGCCGGGGGUGGCCCACGUAACGGGGAGAGAUCUCCCAGCUUACCUAGCAACCGCGGGGACAGGGAAGGGCUUGCUUUCACGGAUAGAAGGGACGGUAAGGCAGGGUGCGCCGCCGCUGCUGCUGAUGAUGAUGAGGGUGUCGCUGCCGCCGUGCCCACUGUCAGUGCGACGCCAGUAGUGGUGACGGCCGCGAUAGGGGGGCGGGGAGCAAGAGCGGGGGACCCAUCAGCAGAGGCGGAGGAGCGUCUGCUCAAGAGCGAUCUCCCGUUGGAAAGUUGCGACGCUCCCGCCGCCGGCGGCCGUCCAGUUCGGCCGGGCGCGGAGGGGGCGGGGAAAGAAGAACGCACACCUGUUGGCAAGGCGAGGAAGAAGAACAAGCCGGGGUCCCCCGCAGCGGCCCUCGAGGCCGCCGCCGCAGCCGCCACCCUGGCGCGGUGGCCGCACUCGUCGCCGAGGGACUACAAGAAAAUCCUCAGGAGGGGGGAGCUGGCGAGGUAUUUUGGGGACCGGCAUGGAUUCGAGGUGCUGGAGGAUAGCGUUGAGCGCCUACCCGACGGGAGGCCCGUGGCGUGCUUUCUGGCUCGGAGGAUGCCGCUUGUGGUGAGCUCUCCGAGCAACGCCUCCUCGAACGCCAACCUCUGGACGCCGCAGCGGCCGCCGCGGCAGCAGCUCCGGCGGCGGGGGUCGUGGUUGGCCCCGAGCUCGCCGGCCACGCCGCUGUCCUCUUCGUUGGGUCCCCGACCCGCGGUCUCGUUCCGAAGUUUACCGGGGCCACAGGCCUCCAACACCGCCUACAAAGACGGCGGCGGCGGCGGCGGCGGCGGCGGCGGCGAGGAAAAACAACACAACGACGACGAAGACGACGAAGACGGUGACGACUACGACUACGCCAACUACAACGCCAAUAGCAGCAAGAGGAGGAGCAGCAACAGGGGGUUGUCGCCCGCGGAUAGUUUUCGCAUCCAACACUCUUCGGCUCUCUUGAAGGACAGCGAACGGGAUGAUAACGACGAGGAGGAGGAUAAUGGCGGCGAUGAUGGUGAUGACCGGGUCGCGAGCGAUCGUUCCGCGAUGUGGGGCGGGUAUUGCGGAGUCGGUUCCGGGUCAAGACGGGACCUCACCCAGACUCGGGCCGCCUCUAUUCGACGGCGCAGCAGCAGAGCGGCAGCGUCGGGAGCCACCCCCGACAAAGGUGAAGAGAGUGGUGGGGUGUGAAGGGGCCGGGGUGUGCCAAGAGUUGGCUUCACGCAAGAAGCAGCUUUUAUGUGUCGUUCCGACACGUCACCCUAAGAAAAUCGGUAAAUUUACUACUACGAUUACCACGGGUUGUCCACCGCCGGUGCCUUGUUUCACGGGGGAUUCGUUGAAAAGAGUUGAGUGUGGCUGAGUUCGGCAGGGCUCGGAACGGCGAACAGAGGGGACGCAGAAGGCAACGGGGGGGUCGAACCUCGCUUGCUUUCCGGAUCGGUUCUGGGUGCUGCAUGGUUGAAAUUUGCAGGCGUAGAAGGAUGUGAUGCUUUUUUUACAGACACGUGUACAUAAAGAGCACACGAUGUUUGUGCCCGACGUUGCUGUUGCAGGCUUCCGUCGCCCUUGUGUGUGUCUUGCAUUCGGAUAACAAGAACGUUCCUGCUGUACUAGCUGUAACACCAUGUAAGACGUAUUUUUAAGUAUUUUAUCAAGAGCACGCUACAUAAUCCAAGCGGCGUAAGCUGGCUGCAAUUUGGUCCUGUACCACUCUCCCUUCUUCCCCUCGCU
This is a messenger RNA of Ectocarpus sp. CCAP 1310/34, 2919 nucleotides long. Lineage: Eukaryota; Phaeophyceae; Ectocarpales; Ectocarpaceae. The record is from the annotation of a GenBank genome assembly.